Molecule: messenger RNA, 3021 nt
Organism: Exophiala bonariae
Lineage: Eukaryota; Fungi; Ascomycota; Eurotiomycetes; Chaetothyriales; Herpotrichiellaceae
Exons: 2
Coding region: 1-3021 (1006 amino acids)
Source: RefSeq, a predicted model, not a curated record
AUGUCUUCUAGCAAAGAUGAGCGUGACGGCCCAGACCUUUCUCCCAGCGGCAGUCGUCAGAAACCAACUGGUUUGAGAACUAGAGCUCAUGGUCUUCGCCAACCCUCAUCCUACCAACAAUGGCCUCCAGCGGCUAUCACCCAUAUCACUGUACCUCCAGGAGCGACAAGACAAAUUCGCAGCAUGACUCACUCUUUGUCCAAUACAAGUCCAUCCCAUCCAUCCCCAUCCACCCCUGUCACAGAGCCUAACAAAAAGACCAUCCCUUGGGGUUCUGGUGUUUCCGACAAGUUUGGUUUCAAACCAGCAACUUCAAAGAGUCUACGUAGUCCAGGUGGCACUGUGACCGGUACGGCUGGACUUCCUGAGCUGGGCUCACCACGAAGCAAGUCAGAUGGACAGCAAACUCAUAUUCCUGUCAUGUCUCCUACCCGCAAGCCUGGUGUUCACCCCAGUCCUCAAGACAAACCUCUUCCAAGACUUCCAAUUCUUGGUGUCAAGCCUAAUUCGCCAACACGCACACCUCUCAUGGACCGUGAUGGAAAACCACGCCGCCGCAAUGUCGUUACUCCUGGUAGUGGAGUUUCAAAGCAGGAAAAAUGGCCAGUGAUGCUCUCAUCACAACCCAAGAUAGCGCCAACCAUGGAUGGAAGUGCCAUUCAGGGGAUGAGCAAUAUGGAUCUGAAUCGCCGUUCCGAUGUCACCAGUGCCGACCGGGAAUCCAUCGAGACCUUCACGCUUGACGAUGACUCUAAAGGCAAAGGUAGAGCCACCAAGCCCUUUCCUCUCUUUCAGACUGACGCCCGCCCACCACUUUCCCCUGGUGGACUCCUCGACAACGGGUCAUCUCGCGGCCUCGGUCGCCACCAUCGAGGAAGCUCAAUCCCUGUGCGCUCUGGUGCACCUCGGCCUUCCCAUGGUCGAUUUCAUGAUAGCCCUGUGCAUCAUAAGAGCUAUCCUCACGCAUUGGAAGCCGAUGCAUUUGAUCUGAAUAAGUACUCGCCCGAACCUUCUCCAAUUUCAAGUGGCUUUACUGCAGGUAUUCAACUCCGAAGUGCCACCACACCGGUGACUGCUGCUCAUGAACUCUCAGCUGUGAAAUCAAACAACCAACUGAGUCUGAAAGAGAUCUUGUCUUUACCAUAUCAAGACGUCAUUGAGCGGUCUUACUUCUCAAGUGAUAGUUCUGAAGAAUCAGAUAUCAUUACUCGUGGAUACGAUGCACAUGGUGGUUAUGACAUCAAACGUCCUUAUCACACAUCUACAGGGGGACCAACUCUACGUAUUCGUGAUUCAGCCAGCGACCUACUCUUGGACAAAGGCACCACAGAGUUGAACAAUCGUACUGCUGGUGGUGGUAGAUUGAGACGUAAACAAACUCAGAAUAAUUUGCGACAAGGUGAUGGGAUCAGAACUUCACUUCGAUCGACUAGCGCAUUCAUUCACCGAUCUUUGUCGUCACUUACAAAACAAACAUCUGAACCCUUCUCGGCUGGCGAAUCCAGAUCUCGUGCCAGCACGCAGAAUCUGCUCCCUCAAACCACACAACAACUGAUCACAAAUUUCUCUUCUGAUCAACACAACCUCAUUGGAACAGACCAAGGACAGCCUUCCCCACUGUCGUUUCCAUCCACAGCAUCUUCUGAACGUGGUUUCUUCAAUCAACCUAGUCUGAAUCCUUUCCGGCAAAGCGUUGCAGAGGAGUUCCGUCAAGUGAUUUCAUCGUCAAGUUCUCACCACAGACCGUCUGUAUCGCAAGUUGACUGGCAAAACCAAGAAUUUACUGAGAUCAAGAUGCCUACCGCAAUCAAGCCUGCUCCUUUGCAGGAAUCAUCUCCUACUGCAACUGAUCCUGGGCCGAUCACCCUUCCACGCACUCGACCCACAAAUAUUCCUCGAUCAGCCUCCGCAAUCAUGCCUGAGGAACCUAACGAAGAGACUGCACCAUUCCUGUUCGACAAAGACGAACACCUCAGCAAACAACCUUCUACAAGCAACAAUCUUCCUCGUCUUCGAGUGACAGGACCUGACGCGCCAAUCUCGCCUGACAAAAACUUCCCUCUUCGCACCACUUCUCGCAAGCAGAGACCCCCACCACUCUUCGUCUCGGACAAGAGCAACUCCAGAUUCAGCACUCGGUACACAACAGAAGUUUCACAAGCACUUGAUGAAACUGUUGUUAUGUUGCGAAAGCCAAGAAACAUGAAGACAUUUUCUCAAUCUCACAGCCCUGGCACCAAUAUCAAAGCAUCUGCUGGACUGCUUCAUACUCCUAGCAAGAAGGCGUUUGGACGUGUUCGUGGUCUUUUGAAGAAGAAGUCGACUGAUGAGACCCUCGGAAAGCCAUCUGCCACAGGCUUUACGAAGAUUCCCAGCCUUCUCGGUAUUCAUACUCCACCAACUGUUCGCCGCACCGCAGUCCCAGCCGCCUCUAGGUUUCCAAACACUCUGUUGGACCCAAACUCAGCUCUCCAUGAGGAUUCGGACAACAGUCGCACCAAGCUGCUCUCCACUCAAAACCGACCUGCCGAUCCAAUCACUCCAUUCACCGCAGGUAUUCACGCAUCUCCAGCAAGCUCAGGUCGUCCAUCCUCAAUCCCACGACCCAGAUCUCCCAUCUCUGCGCGUCCAACAUCAUCCACAAUGGGCAUCAAAUCUCCUGCUCCAGCCAUGAGCCGACCUCAAUCCGGUCAAACCGUCAUCACAUCAUCACCACCACCAGUCACCACUCAAGAUGACAGUGACGCCAGCAUUGCACCCGAACUCCAAAGUGCAUUGCGAGUCGGACGAGCUCUCAUGCGUGCAACGGUCGCCGAGACCGACCCCGAACGCCGCCAGCGCCUAGGCCAACUCGCCGAGUGCAUGGUGAGAAUGAUCCACGUCGCCACCAAGGCCAUUCAGGCUGCGGAAACUGCAGAGAUCGAGAAAAUCAAGGCUGACAUGGCGGCCACCAAGUGCCUAAGUGCACUCGCCCACUCCGAGCCAAUCGCUCGUGAGCUGUUGGCAAUGAUGGAUGAUUAG